GCUGCCACUGGUCACACUGGCAGAUUACGCGAUUAUUUUUUUUACGGAAAGUCUGCGUUUUCCGUUCCGGAUUGAAUUGCCUGGUUUUGCUGUGAUAAAACAUCCAAACUAAGAUGCACAAGGUGAUCCGGCAGAUGUCCCAGCUGCGCCUGCAGGCGCCACAGGGAGCAGCGCUCCUCAGAUCGGGCGAAGCCAGCAGAUCAACCGCCAUAUCACCAGUUUCACCACCUGCCCUCCAGUCGAAAUCCCUGCACACGGCCGCUUCCGCCGGAAUGCUGUGCGCCAAGUGGAACAAGUACAACUACGGACCCCGUAAGUGGCUGGAGUACAACAAGACCGUGCAUCCGCCGCAGGAAACGGACGAGGAGCCCAGAAAGGCUUACGUCUGCCACAUGCGCAACAACAUCAAAUACAGUCCGGACAAGAUGUGGUACAUCGCUGCCUUCGUUCGCGGAAUGUCCGUCGAUGAGGCGCUGAAGCAGCUCAACUUUGUGCUCAAAAAGGGCGCCACCGAUGUGAAGGAGACCAUACUGGAGGCCCAGCAAAUGGCAGUGGAGCGGCACAAUGUGGAGUACAAGAGCAAUCUCUGGAUAGCCGAAUCCUUUGUGGGCAAGGGACGCGUCUUCAAGGGCGUGAGGAGGCAUGCUCGCGGUCGCUUCGGCAAGGUGGAGUACAAGCACUGCCACUACUUCGUGCGACUGGAGGAGGGUGAGCCGCCGCAGCACUACUACCAGGAGCCGCAGACGCCGGAGCAGCAGUACGAGAGCUGGAUGGAGCAGAUGCGCAGCCGGAAGAUCAUCAACUCACUGUAGCCACCUGAAAUGGCACUCGCUUGCUACCGAUCCGUAAACAUCCAGUCCUCCUGCGCCAUCGCGUCCUCGCAUUAAGCAUUUUUUUCGUUUUUAGAAGAUUGUUUAAUAAAAAAAAAGAAACAGACAAAAGAA
Messenger RNA from Drosophila santomea, 944 nucleotides. RefSeq names its product 39S ribosomal protein L22, mitochondrial (gene mRpL22). Lineage: Eukaryota; Metazoa; Arthropoda; Insecta; Diptera; Drosophilidae. The coding region runs from base 114 to 812 and encodes 232 amino acids. Gene Ontology annotation, molecular function: structural constituent of ribosome. Gene Ontology annotation, biological process: translation; ribosome assembly. Gene Ontology annotation, cellular component: ribosome; mitochondrial large ribosomal subunit. The record is from RefSeq and is a predicted model, not a curated record. The transcript has 3 exons.